This is a messenger RNA of Pararge aegeria (speckled wood butterfly), 3430 nucleotides long. It is a transcript of the gene foi, whose product is annotated as zinc transporter foi. The coding region runs from base 244 to 2244 and encodes 666 amino acids. Gene Ontology annotation, molecular function: zinc ion transmembrane transporter activity. Gene Ontology annotation, biological process: intracellular zinc ion homeostasis; zinc ion import across plasma membrane. Lineage: Eukaryota; Metazoa; Arthropoda; Insecta; Lepidoptera; Nymphalidae. The record is from RefSeq and is a predicted model, not a curated record. Gene Ontology annotation, cellular component: membrane. The transcript has 8 exons.
CGCUCGAGCGGCUGUGUGCUUCGCGACUCGCGAGUGUCAUAAAUAGAAAAUUCGUAAAAAAAAACCAAAUGGUUAUCGUGUGAAACAAACUGUAUUUGUUUUCAUUUGUGUUUAUUUUUACAUGAACUGUUGAAUGGGAUUAUAUCAAGAAACCGGCGACGAUUAUUUCUAUGUAUACAGAUCCAUCACGCAAUGAGAAGACGGUCCUGACUCAGACAACCUAACUUAAGCUUCUACAGCAAAAUGUCUCACCACUUAGUGACCGUUUGCAUAUGCCUACUAUGCGCAGCGCACACAUGCGGGUCCCAUAUCGACCCUAAGAGUGACCUGCAGGCCUUCGAGCCUACCCUACAGGUGGACCAGGCGACAUUCAACCUUGCGAAGAGGAGAAUAGAGUCCAAAAUAAGGUACGAUCAGAGACUACAGAAAAUAAGACAGAAGCGCGACAUCAGAAGCGUCAAUCCUAAUGAAUACGUCGAGAAAAUCUUCCAAAUCUACGGAGACGAUGUAUCAAAAACGAUGAACCUCACCGGUUUUAAUAGGAUGCUAGAAAGAUUAGAGCUCCCAAAGUUAAUAGCGGGCGGCCAGCAAAAGAUCGAGAACAAGAAAUAUUUGUACGUUAAUGGUGAAACUAAAGAGGAAGUAGUCAAUUGCGUGAGCAGUGGUGAGCUAAUCGCAACAGUAAACACUAGGUUAAAACCACACGCCCAUAGCCACGAGGGUGGGAACCACGACCACGAAACGGAAAACCUCCUUUCAGAAGAUACACUCAAAGCUAUGUGUCCCAUACUAUUGUACCAAAAAGUUGCCCUCUCCUCUAUAGAAUUACAGGGAUGUAUUAUAGAGACGAGUCAAAUGGCAGCAACAAAUCAUAAAGAGGAAACAAAUAUGUAUGCGGUAUGGCUGUAUUCUUCUCUGAGUAUCACAGCGAUUAGCGCUUGUGGAUUACUCGGUGUAGCGGUUAUACCUAUAAUGCAUAAAACUUAUUAUAAUCAUUUACUACAGUUCUUAGUUGCUUUAGCUGUGGGGACUUUGUGCGGCGAUGCGUUGUUACACUUAAUGCCACACGCAAUGAGCCCGUCGCACGACCAUAUUGAAAAUGCUUUGGACGCUAAAGUAUCCCACGACGACGGAAUGUGGAAAGGACUGGCAGCCAUGUUAGGCGUUGUAUUCUUCUACUUCACCGAAAAAGGUCUAACAGUUGUAGUUGAAUGGAGGAAGCGUCGCCAAAAACUGGAAGACGAUAAACUACCGUCAAGAGUAAGAGUUUUAAAAGAUGAGACAGUUGGAGGUUGCUCCGGCGGCGCGAAAGCUCCUGUAACCAACACAACAUCGCACUCUCUUAUGAAGAUUUUCAAAAGGGACGACAAGGGUGAUUCAACAACUAAAACGUGUAAGCAUAAAUAUUCAGAGUACCCUUAUUGCUAUGAUGAAAUCGAUACAGACACUCACGAUGAACAUCAUUUGAGAGACGGUGUGCCACCGAGUCCGAAAGCUAACAGCAAGCAUAAUAACUCAGUCAGUGUCGUCUCGUCAAACGCACUGAACCCAGAAGGUAAAGAGAAUGAACCGACAGCGAAAGAUUGGCUACUCAAAGCUGAAUCAACUCCGGCGGUGGUUGAAAUGAAUAAUAUCAAGCAUAAAGAAGAUGGCACAAAAGAUUUGAAGGAUGGUGAUAGCUACACGGUUAUACUUCGCGAGCAUUCCCGCGCCCACCACGGUCACUCGCACGCACACGGCCACGUGCACGCUCCGCCAUCGUCUAUGUCGUCUGUCGCGUGGAUGGUCAUCAUGGGCGACGGUCUGCACAAUUUCACCGACGGCAUGGCGAUUGGUGCGGCCUUUGCAUCGAACAUCGCUGGUGGAUUUUCAACAGCUAUUGCCGUUUUGUGUCACGAGCUGCCUCAUGAGUUAGGUGAUUUUGCGGUGCUCCUAAAAGCGGGCAUGUCGGUGAAGCGAGCGGUGUGCUACAACGUCCUGUCGUCCGCGCUCUGCCUCGCCGGUAUGAUAUGCGGCGUGCUGGCGGGCCACGCUCCCAACGCCACUCGUUGGCUGUUCGCGGUAGCCGCCGGAAUGUUCCUGUACAUCGCUCUCGUUGACAUGAUGCCAGAACUCAGCACGUCACACAGCAACGAAGGUACGCUCUGCCAAUGCAUACUGCAGUUGAUGGGCUUGGCAACUGGCAUUGGCAUAAUGUUGGUCAUAGCUCUCUACGAAGAAGACUUGAAGAGUUUGUUUGGUUGAAGAAUAAAAAUUAAAAAGACUUGUUAACUGUCCCGGUGUAAGACCAUUUGUUGAUUAUAUCACAAGGAGGUCGGGCAUAAAAUGUGACAACGACGAAGUAGUAAAGGUAUGGUUAAACUUGAAUUAUCUCUGGUGCAAAUGCAAUACCUCUAGUAUUGAAGAGGUAUAGUAACAUAAACCUUGGGUCUAUAUUUCUGUUAUUGUCACUGCAGUAACCAGAAAUUUCUAAGUUGACUGCCCCCCCCAGAUUGAACCGUACCUCCCAAACAGUUGUGAACCGUCAAAAGUGAACUGAAGUGACAUAAUCAACAACCGGAUCUACAGAAGUGGCUCAGUACACGUUAAGUGAUAAUCAAAACCAAGUGUAUAAGUGAAGAAGUGUAUUAAGUGUUUAAGGUGGAAAAGUUAACGAGUCAUAUUGACUCGCGGAGACGAACUAUAUAGAAAUGUGAUGUACUUAGGUAAGGCUCAAAAAUUAUUUUUCAUAAAUAUUUAGUUGGGAGUUUUGAGUUUAAGUUUUUGAGCAUAAUUCUACUAGAGUUGGCACUAAACAUAAUGCAUGAGGAAUUAGAAUUUAUUUUUAAGUAUAUACUUACUACAUUGUACAAGUAUAUACAUACUUUAUAAGCACUAUUGAAUCGUCACGUUUGUCUGUUCUAUGGAUGAUAGAGAAUUUGACAUUUGAAAUACUUGAAAACUUUUUUAACCGAAUACAAAAUUUUGAUAUAUAACGCUAACUCAAGUGAAUGAGUAUAUAACAAAAACUUAAAGUCAAAACUGUGAGGUACUAUGAUAAUAUGUACCGCUGAUAAUAAUUUUAUAGUCUCAGACAAGGUUCGGACAUUUUAAUAAUAUCGCUAUUACCAUUAUUCUCUUAUCAUCGUCUUGGUUUACAGCUUGGACCCACCAUGUUGCUGUAAUAACGGGUUUGUUCGCUUGAAACUAUUACUAUCACACUCUAACGAUGUUUAAUAUAUUGUCUGAACCUUGCAAUAAGCGAAAAAUAAAUGUAUUGAAAUACUUAUAAAAUAUUAUAAAAUGUCUUUGUAGUAUAGGAAUUGUCUAAAAAAUGCUUUUAUUUUGUUUUAAUGGAAUUUAUUGGGUUUGAUAAUACUACAUAUUACAGCUGCCUCAUUCAAAGUCAAAGUCAAGUAUUUCUUUAUCCAAAUAGACACAUAGAUGGCAC